Messenger RNA from Peromyscus eremicus (cactus mouse), 5541 nucleotides. It is a transcript of the gene Fbxo47, whose product is annotated as F-box protein 47. Bases 467 to 1825 code for a protein of 452 amino acids. NCBI's taxonomy places the organism in Eukaryota, Metazoa, Chordata, Mammalia, Rodentia, Cricetidae. Gene Ontology annotation, molecular function: protein binding. The transcript has 11 exons. The record is from RefSeq and is a predicted model, not a curated record.
GAGCCUCCUCCCGCGGGGGCUCCUGGGAGGGCUCCGAGUAUCGUGAGGAGAGAGGGCCGACGAGCCGGGGCUGCCGGCCAUUCCUGAGGGGGCUGAGGAGCCUCCUCCCGCGGGGGCUCCUGGGAGGGCUCCGAGUUCCGUGAGGGGCGGGCCGAGGAGCCCAAGCUGCUUGGUAUUCAUGAGGGGGCGGAGCCUCCCCGCGGGGGCUCCUGGGAGAAUUCUAAAAUCGACUUGAGGCGCGGGGGGCGCCCGAGAGCCGAGGACGCAGCUCCGGAGCGGGGCGGAGCGGAGCGGAGCAGGAGGGAGGCUGCCGUCGUCUCUGGCGGGAAAAGCCUGAGGAGAUUUCCUCUCUUAAGUGUUGUGAGAUGUGAGGAUGGGAGGUCGAGACGACUAAGUCCCACUGCCCCGUGAUACUGUAGCCGGAAAACUGUCGAAAUCUGUGGAUAAAUCCAUGGGAUAAGAAAAGAUGGCCUCCAGAGUAAAUACCAGUUUCACUUUGAUACCCAACCAGAAAUGUAAACAACGUACUAACCAUCAACCCAGCUAUUUUUGCAACACCCCAGAUUUAGAUCCUCAACUCUUAUCUACGCUUGGAAAUUUUAAGGUCUUACCAUUGGAAAUAUUCCACAUAAUUUUAAGAUAUUUGUCAGUGAAGGAUAUUGGCAUGUUAAGCAUGGUAUCCAAAACAGUCAGCCAGCACAUCAUUAAUUAUAUCUCAACCUCAUCUGGAAGUAGAAGACUUUUAAUACAGAACUUUCAUAACCUUGAUCUGUCUGGCACAAAAGAAGAGACUCGUCUACUAGAUCACUACAGAGCUCUAGGUCUACUGUUUAAAAGAUGCACCUUGCUGCUUCCCACCAAGGACAGACUAAAGUACAUUCACAAGAUCCUCUCAGAAGUUUCCUGUUUUAAAUUCAGUGGCUGUUCGGCUCCUUUGCAAUGUGUAGGAUUACCAUGUUAUGGGAUGUUUUUACAGACCUUAACAGCUGGUUGGGAUGAACUUGAGUGCCAUCGUGUUUAUAACUACUUAUGUGAGUUGACUAAUCUCUCCCGUAAGAUGCAGACUGUUGUCUGUAACAAACCAGGAAGUUCCCGAAAACUAGAGUUAAGGAUUAGACUAUUCUGUAGGAAUGUCCUACUUGAUCACUGGACACAACGAAGUGAUUCUGCAUUUUGGUUGACACGAAUAUUAAAACCAUGGCCAAUGGUGAAUCAGGCAAGAUUGCUAUAUAUUAUCUUUGGACCAACAGCUCCUCAAGAUGGGCAGGUGAUUUGGCAGGAAAUGGUAGAAGGACCCACAGACGAAUCCAGUUUGAAAGGUUUGGCUAAUGCCAUUAAGUUACUCUAUGACACAAGUACCAAGGAGUGGACGGCAGAUGAUGUUAUCAGUCUUGUAGAUGAGCUAUCAGUGGUUCCCCGGGAGUGGCUUCUGGAGAAUAAUGCACGCCUCCUAAUCCUGAGUGGGAACAACAUCUGCUUCACUUUCAUGGCCAGUAAAGCUGUGAACGGACGGGCCAUUGAGCUUGCGAGGCUCAUAGUCUUUUUGGCUUUGGUGUGUGAGAAAGAGCUAUAUUGCAUGGACUGGACAGUUAGAAUGAUGCAAAAAGUCUGCAAAGUCUUCAGCACUGCAGCAGAGAGAAAGAGCUUCCUGCAGAGCGUGGCAAAUGCUUUUGCCUGUGUCACCAUGGAAAUGCUGCAGCCUAUUAUGUCUGGAGAGCGUGAUGACGAUGACAGAGGCUUCCUGAAUUUGUUCCAUCUUCUGCAUGCUCAGGCGAACUUCCAUAAGGAGGUGCUGUAUUUGACCAUGAAUGCCUCCUCUUCCUAAGUCAAGAAGCUUGUCACUUAAAGAUUGUGUCUCCAGACUAGUGCUUAGGAGAGUGGCACUUUUUCACAUCCAAGGGUAGCACCUGUUGGACUUUUGAUAAUCUAAUUACCAGAAACUCCAGCUGCACAGGAUUUUAGCUGUAACUGUUUCAUUCUGAUUAAUGUAAAAUAACAGGCAAAUCCAAGAAUGUGUUGUUACUUUUCUGGAAAACAAGCUCUGCCUCUCCAGAUCUUGGUAAACUCAACAUCAAACCAAAGCAGAAUGUUAACUGUCCAAGAAUCUGCAGCCAGCUCAACCUGUUUGUGUGGCUCUUUGAAGCAAAAGCUAACUCGGCUUUAUUAAGAACAGAUUCACAUUCAUUAACUCGUGCUAUCUGUUCACUUUGCAUCGGCUGGGCAAAUAUGGCCCAAAUGUUUUGUGAGGAUUUGUAAUACUGUGUUUUAGAAUGUGCAUUAUGUAAGUCACAUUCCUUACCACCUUCUUAGCAUAUGGUUACAAAAUAAAUUUUAUAUUUCAUUUAUAUUUUGUAUGAAUUAACAGAAAAAAAUUCCAAAAUAAGUAUGUGUGGAUACAUAUAUAUGUAUCUUUUUAUACAUAGAGACACAUAUACAUAUAUUUCCUGCAAGACAAUCACACAAAAGGUCUACAAAGAGAGGAAGGUGUGUGUAUGUGAGCUAUAUAGUCUUCAGAUAAUGGAAUCAUCUUGUAACUUCCCUGGGGAUUAGAGCAGAGAAUUGCAAGCAGGAGAAAAACAUAAUGAAAGUAAAUAGCUCUUCUGCUGCCAAAACAAUCUUCACAAGUGACUCCCCCUUCUUGGUAAGACAUUCCCUUGCCCCAGAAAGUCGGGUUUGAUGAUGGGAACUGAAAGCACACAUGGUUAGAGUAGCCAAAGAGAGAAGAUGGGGCAGGGGGAGAGAAAGUGUUUGUGGAUCCCAAAGAACUCUAGGCCCAUUUAGUAGACCUACCACCCACCUUCACCUCUACUUCCUAUGAAGGUAGUAUAAUGCAAGGGGCCUCUGGAGCCCUGGCUUUCUCUUCUUGAAGCCUUCCCUCCAGGCAAAUACAGGGCUUUGUACAUGCUAAGCAUGCACUUUACCACUGAGCUGGAUCCCUAGCCCACUAUCACCUUCCCACUGGACUUUUCAGGGGCUGUCCUCUUUUCCUCAGAACACUGGGAGAUAAGGAAAUUAUCUUCGGUGGCAGGGUGUAAAGAAAAUCCAUAGAUUUUUAGCAAAAGGGCUCUGAACAUUGGAUAGGACUGAGGAGUAGUGAAAAUUGUGGAGAAAUAAGAAUUGUGAUAACACCUUCAAUGUGGAAGGAUCAAAAUUAAUUGCCUUUUUGUUGUCCAAUUAUAAUUCUACUAGUGGGAAGAUUUUUUUUCCCCCUCCGGAGUUUAUUUGAAGAUUUAGGGGGGAAAACAUUCUUUUUGUUUUGUUUUAUUUUGUUUUUUUCGAGACAGGGUUUCUCUGUGUAGCUUUGCGCCUUUCCUGGAACUCGCUUUGGAGACCAGGCUGGCCUUGGCUUUUAUAAACCUUAUUCAUUUUCUUCAGCUCAAUUGAAGAAAUGAUCUUCAAUUAGCCUGGGCAGCCUAUGGUAACAGCAAGUACCAGAAUGCAAAGUAACACCUCAGAGCAUUGAUUUUUUUUCCUAUGUCUCUGAUUUCCCAUAGCCACUUUGGAAAAAUUACUAUUUUUACCUCUCAAAACACUAGUGAUUUCAAGUUGACAUUAGCUACCACAUCCAGCUCUGAAGAUUUUGAUAAAUAGAUAACUUCAUUUUAUAGGGCUAAGAGUACUACUGUCUGCUCUUACAGAGAACUUGGGUUCAGUCCCCAGCACCCACAUAGCAACUUAAAACAAUCUGUAACUCCAGUUCCAGGGGAAUCUCAUGCCUUCUUCUGGCCUAUGCAGGCAUACAUAUGGUGAAUAUCCAUCCAUCCAUUUAUCCAUCUAUCUAUCCAUCCAUCCAUCCAGACAAAACACCCACACAAAUAGAGUAAAUAUAAAUUUUUUUCUAAAAGAUAAUUUUAUUUUCUUAGAGAAAUGUGUCAUUAUGAAGUUUGUUUUAAUUCCUUGAAUUACAUAAGUCUCCACAAAAGUUAUUUUUAGAAAUUUUAUCAAAGAAGCAUGUUUUAAUGAAAACAAUUUAUUUUCUGUACUGGAAAUUUAACUUAGAGCUAGAUAAGCUAACUCACACUAGAUAAGCAUUCUACUACUGAACUGUAAUCCUGGAUAAUUUAAAGUUUCUUUUAUUGGAAUCUGUGACUCUUUGCACCUUUGUUGGCAUAACUCACUGCUAUAAAUUCUUUCAAAUUCACAUAAUUUUGUUAAUCUUGAUUAUUAUCCUCUCUUGUCCAGAAUUUGGAUCAGAAAAAAAUUUAGCCUAAGACUGCAGUAUAUAUCCUUUUUUCCUUCCUUCCUUCCUUCCUUCCUUCCUUCCUUCCUUCCUUCCUUCCUUCCUUCCCUGUUUGUUUGUUUUGUUUUGUUUUGUUAUUUAUUUUUCAAGACAGGGUUUCUCAAGACAGGGUUUCUCUAGGUAGCCCUAUCUGUUCUGAAACUCUGUCUGUAGAUCAGGCUCGCCUCGAACUCACAGAGAUCCACCUGCCUGAGUGCUGGGAUUAAAGUCGAGUGCCGCCACUGCCUGGCUUCUUUUUUUCUAUCUUUAAAUAGUAAAUUGACAAGUUUUCCAUUUAAAUGUUAAUAGAUAAAAUAAAUUUGGAAACAAAUCUGUGGUUGCUAUAAUUCAGUGAUCCAGUUGAUUUUGCUGAGUACAUUUGUCAUAAAAAAUAAAGUGAUUUUGAGUUUUAAAGAGGGACAUUAACUUGAAGGAAGCAUUUAUUCGAUGGUUUAAGUAACAGGCAGUCUGAUUAACCACAAAAAAUGGACCAUUUGAAAAUGAGUAGACUGAAACACUAGAACUGACUAGCCUAGAACUAACUAGAACAGUCACAAAAACUGCGAAUUUUCCACCAGCCAGACAAUUUCUCCUGUCUGUCCAAACCAGAUCAGUCUCCAUGAUCACUGGAGAUCCAGAACCCCAGGAUGUCUUUUCCCUUGGCCUCCUUUGGCUUCGGUUUAUAGGGUAGGCUUUCCUUCUCCAUCACUACAUUGCUUGUGUUGUUGUUUCUGUACACAUAGCAUAACAUGUUACUACUUACUUUAGAAACUGAAGUUUCUAUCUUAUAAUGACUAUCUUAACCAUGUGAAGCCAUAGAUUUCUCUCACACUGUUGUAGAUAAUGCCUUCUGUCUCCUCAGUCAGUAAGUAGCAGUUCAUGAGUUCCAGAGGCAAAGUUCAGCAUUGCUCAUCAGCAACUGCUUGUAAGUUCCUUCUCCUAGGCUACUCUGUUUGCACUUGCAGGACUUUAUUGUAGGGUAACUGCUCACCUUUGGAGAGCAGAGCCAGCAUGAGGUGCCCAGGAGGUGUAAUGGCAGAACCAUUUUAUAUCUAAGAAAUAAACACUAUCCUCUUUGUGGGAUUAUUGUCAAGGUCAGCAUCCUUAUGUAAGUAGUACUCAAUCACAUGAUUGCAGAUUUGUAUAUGCCUUUGACAGCCUCUGUGCUUACUGGAAACCUUAUUAGCACUCCACUAGCAGUGUGCACUGUUAUCUCAAAAGCAUUGUGUUGUGCUAAACAUUUUUGAUACCUAAUAUUGUAUUUGUUAAACUUUAUUUAAUUUCUUAUUCAUCUUAAUAAAAUUAAGUUUAAAGUGGGAAUA